AUGAUUGUGGAAGCCAGUAUGGGGUAUUCACAACGAACUAAGGCAUUUGGUUAUGGUAACAAGUUCGUUGGGACUAGCUAUAGCCCAACAAACAGAAUAACUGAGAAGUGGCUGAAAAAAUUGAUGAUUUCAAAUUUCCAGAUAGCCGAUUUUGGCGUUUCGUGUGAAUUUGAAGGUAUUGAUGCAUUUUUGUCUGGAACCGCUGGAACACCAGCAUUCAUGGCUCCUGAAGCUCUUACUGAAGAUUCGUCGUAUUUCUACAGUGGUCGUGCUCAAGAUAUCUGGUCGCUUGGUAUUACGCUGUACGCAUUGGUUUACGGAAAUGUGCCGUUUUGGGAUGCAUAUGUGAUUGCGCUGCAUAAGAAAAUUAAAAACGAUCCAGUUAAGUUCCCUGAAGUGUAA
Messenger RNA from Gongylonema pulchrum, 402 nucleotides. NCBI's taxonomy places the organism in Eukaryota, Metazoa, Nematoda, Chromadorea, Rhabditida, Gongylonematidae. The record is from the annotation of a GenBank genome assembly.